AUGCCGGGAAUCGAGGAAAUCCAACUUACCUGGAACAAAGGGCCACUCCUUACAACUGCACUUGCCCUGUUCGGACCCAAUUCUUGGUUGGAUCUUGUGAACCGAUAUGCAAACCUAUAUGAGCACAGGAACCUUUCAACCAAAGUGGCCCAGGGGCUUUGCAUUGACCUUUCUCCUUUCGGCAGACUACUCAGCCAGAACAGUCUCGGUUCAUUCGACAUGCUCUCGAGAAUUGGCGAGGAACCAUGUAUCCAUCCUCAGCCUCAGCCUAUUGGUGGUGAAAUGCCGGGUUUCUAUAACACUGUAGAAGCUGGGCAGUGGUUGCAUAACCUUCGACUGGGGCAUAUCACGGAUCUGGCAGGCUUGGGUGAUCAUGGUUAUCUGGUCAUGGAGGACAUGUUUAACAUCGCAGCCUAUUUGUCAUACAUGGCAUGGAUGACGGAUACCACAAGUGCAGCGAAUUCCUUGAUCAUUUCAUACGAUAUGGGAUCAGAUUCGCAAAAGCCGUCUAUUUCACUUGCAGGAAUCAUUGUCGUGUCAAUCUUAAUUGGCAUUUAUCUGAUGGCAAUUUUAGCAACCGCAAUAUACGCUUCAUGGUUCCCACGCUGGACAGGAUCGCUCGACUCCUUUAGCUUAUUGAGAUUGGGCAGCUCUAUCAGUGAGAAGGUUCCUCUCAAAGUAUCUGUGGAUGAUGACAGGGUAAAAGCCUUGGAUGAGUUGCCCGGCUGGAUUGGAUCUCACGUCCACGAUGGAGAAACUAGGUCCAAGGAGAUUAGUGGUAUUUCACUUGGAGGUUCAAGCCCAUUGACGCUGAAGUCGAGGUACGAGGCAUAUAGGCUCCCAUUACGACGAAAGCCAUGA
This is a messenger RNA of Penicillium manginii, 861 nucleotides long. RefSeq lists its product as uncharacterized. The transcript has a single exon. Lineage: Eukaryota; Fungi; Ascomycota; Eurotiomycetes; Eurotiales; Aspergillaceae. Bases 1 to 861 code for a protein of 286 amino acids. The record is from RefSeq and is a predicted model, not a curated record.